Messenger RNA from Daucus carota subsp. sativus, 1338 nucleotides. RefSeq lists its product as uncharacterized. Lineage: Eukaryota; Viridiplantae; Streptophyta; Magnoliopsida; Apiales; Apiaceae. The record is from RefSeq and is a predicted model, not a curated record. The transcript has a single exon. Bases 1 to 1338 code for a protein of 445 amino acids.
AUGAGUGAACCUAGUCCUGGGCCCAUCUCUCAAAAGCCCAACGAAGAAGUUUAUAAGCCAAGGGUUCCAUACCCACAAAAACUCAUUCGCCCUAAACAAUCGGCCCAAAUGGAACAAAUCCUAGAGGUUUUCAAAAAAGUCAAGAUAAACAUUCCUCUUUUAGAUGCCAUUCAACAAGUUCCUUCUUAUGCUAAGUGUCUAAAAGAUUUGUGUACCCAUAAGCGAACCACUCAUGUUCCUAAGAAGGCCUUUUUGACCUCUCAAGUUAGCUGGAUUCUCUCGAAUCAAAUUCCCGUGAAAUAUAAGGACCCCGGUUGUCCUACAAUUUCUGGUGUCCUAGGUAAGACUUUCGUGGAUAAAGCUUUACUUGAUUUAGGAGCGAGUGUGAAUCUUCUUCCGUUCUCGGUCAACCAAGCCCUAGGUUUAGGGGAUCUCAAGACCACCAAUAUGACCCUUCAACUUGUCGAUCGUUCUAUUAAAAUGCCAAAGGGGAUUAUUGAGGAUGUGUUAAUCAAAAUUGGUGACUUUAUCAAUCCCGUUGACUUUGUUGUUCUCGAGACUCAACCCGUCUCGAAUCCCAAGAACCAAAUUCCCAUCAUUUUAGGACGACCUUUUCUUGCUACAUCGAAUGCCCUAAUCAAUUGUAGGAAUGGUUCAAUGAAGCUCACAUUUGGAAACAUGACCAUUGACUUAAACAUUUUCAACGUAGGAAAAGAACCCAACGAGCUUUAUGAACAACCGAUAGGGGUUAAUGUGGUCAACAAGUUUGUCACAUGGUCUAGUUUCGAGGAUGGUGAGAUUGAGUCUAUUUUGAAUGAGGAUUUCAAAGUCAACCAUGAGAAUAAUAGGGCAUAUCAUGAAUCUUUGAAAGAUUUGACCUCGGAGGAGUUGUUAGGAGAAUUGAACGACAUUUGUUCAAAAUGGGAAACUCCACCCGAGAUUGUUAGUGUUGACCCUAGGCCCUAUUUUGAGAGUCAUGUAGGUGAACCACCGACAUUUGACUCAUUGUUCCAUCAUUCGCUUAGUGCCUUAGGAAAAGAUGAAAACAUUUCCAACAUCAUUCCUAGUGAUUUAUCCCAUGACCAAAAUUGCAUUGUCUCUAAUUUGCUUGAUAAUAAAGAAGCAUUAAGUUGGUUUAGGGAGAACAUUAGUGAUACUUGUCCUAUAGGGGUAAACUAUGGUCACGUGCUAGAGAAAGUUUUUGUGCCUAAAAAUUUUCGCAAACAUUUUGAUUCUUUCUCGAAGCUUCCUCCCAUCUUUCCCUCUGGAAUUGGCCGAUUUGCUUCCGUCCUCGUACCUUCUCUCAUGAAGUUCAGGUAUGGGGAAAGAAAUUUGUGA